AUGGAAUCUGUGGGAUCGAAUCAAGUAUCCCCGUACGUUAGUAAUCGAGACCAAAGGCACCUCGUGGCACAACCGGUGGCAGAUCGGAUAAUUCGAGCUCUUCAUCACCGGAUCCGUCUCCUCCAUCGUCCAAACGCCGGUACAUUUCACGUACUCGGUGCCACCUGUAACGUCUACACCGUGACGUUAACGGCCACGCCCACUUGCACUUGUCCCGACCGUAAGAAACCUUGCAAGCACAUCUUGUUUGUCUUAAUCCGAGUUCUUGGACUUCCUCUCGACGACAAGUGUCUUAGGCAACGGAGACUCCGGCCAUGUAUCCUCUACCGACUCGCCUCCGCUCCAACACGACCUGACUGCCUCGCCAGUUUCCACCUCCAGCAACGGUUUCUUCAGCUUUUCACCUCCGCCACUUCUCAUUCUGGCGAUACUAACUCCUCCUCCUCCACGGGUAAAAUGGAAAAUGAGACGGAAGACGAAGAACCGGCGACAUGUCCAAUAUGUCUAGACGAUAUUAACGCCAAUAAAAGCGUAAACGGUGAACACGUUGGAGGCGAGGAGAGAGAAAGAGCGGUGGUGAAGUGCAGAGUUUGCAAAAACAAAGUGCAUGAAGAAUGCAUGCUGAAGUGGAGGACGAGUCGGGGACGUCGGCCGGCGAUAUGCGUGGUCUGCCGUGCACGGUGGCGAAGAAAUAGUUCUAGCAGAACUCCUAAUGUUGGUAGUAAUUACGAGAACUGCCACGGUAAUUGUUACUUGAAUCUUUCUCCUUAUGUUGAUGAGGAGGAGGAUGGGGUUGGCACUAGCCAACGGCCAUGUUGA
Molecule: messenger RNA, 819 nt
Organism: Eutrema salsugineum
Lineage: Eukaryota; Viridiplantae; Streptophyta; Magnoliopsida; Brassicales; Brassicaceae
Product: mitogen-activated protein kinase kinase kinase 1
Exons: 2
Coding region: 1-819 (272 amino acids)
Molecular function (GO): zinc ion binding; ubiquitin protein ligase activity
Source: RefSeq, a predicted model, not a curated record